This is a messenger RNA of Daldinia vernicosa, 1526 nucleotides long. RefSeq lists its product as uncharacterized. Lineage: Eukaryota; Fungi; Ascomycota; Sordariomycetes; Xylariales; Hypoxylaceae. Gene Ontology annotation, molecular function: protein binding. The record is from RefSeq and is a predicted model, not a curated record. The transcript has a single exon. The coding region runs from base 232 to 1323 and encodes 363 amino acids.
CUUUGCAACACGACAAUGCUAAUACAUACUUUGAGAUAGCUCGCCCUUUUAACUUCAAAUAUUGUAGCUGGAGGGAAGAUUAUUUUCAUAGCAUCGCGAACGGGUUUCAUUAUCAAGACAUUGCAAAACUUUAAUGGAGGUACAGUGAUUUAUAAAUACCUACCUAGAUCCCUUUGUGUCUGUAAUUUUCAUUUUACUUUCCUCACACAAUAACAAAAGUCCCCUACCGGAAUGCCAGCAACAAGAACCGUGAUAAUGCGCAACACGAUCCUCAGCUUAUUAAGAAAGCGUCGCUGCUUUUCGCUUUUAUUUGCCCGCCUUUUCCGAAAGAACGAUACAGUUCAACCUCAAAAGAGCGUGUCAUACUUAAUGAACCUUCCUGUCGAGAUAAUCCAUCUUAUCUCUGAACAUCUUCCGAAUGCCGAUGCGGUAUGCUUUGCUUUAACCUGCAAAGCUACGUUUUCUAUAUUACAUAAAAACGGAAUGCAACUCGACUCACAAGCGAAGGAGAUACUUCUAGUAAGACUAGAGAAAGAGGUUCUAGGGCUAAUAUAUAGCCCCUUUUUAAACAAACUGUUGCCCUUUGACAACAACGGCAAGAUACCCUUUAACCCAUUCUACGAAUAUGAUGGUGAAUUCUCAUAUUUCUAUCCAAUGAUUCGUGGGAAUAUAUGGAGCGUGGUAAAUUACGAACAAACCCGGCUUGUUCGAAACUACCGACUAUUUGGCCCUGGACACGGCGUUCCCUUGUCGUUUUUUUCUUACAAUGAAAAGGAACGUAUAAGGUCGAUACGAUUCAUGCAAAAUCGGUGUGAAACGUAUACCGAAAGUUCGCGGAUAGCCAAGUGGGUUGGCGAAGCCCUUUUUUUAUCAUGUACAAGGACGGUCUAUUUAAACAAAUUAGGGAAAAGACAGGUUGAUAUUACGGCCUUACAGGACUUUAUCAGAAAAAUAUAUGCAUGUGGCAGGCUAUGCCAUCAUUGCAUGGUUGAUGACUGGCAUGGCGGAUCCUUAUAUUACAAUCCCAUAUAUGCAGACUUUCCUCAGAUUCAUACAAAAUUAUCCGAGAACUCUGCUUACCAGAGUACAGGGUCUUGCAGAUUUUGCAAGACUGACUGGGACGUUUCGAUUGCGUGGAACGAUUCUAUGAGCGGCUUGGUCAUUACUUAUAUAACAUACCAUGAUCUGGGCACUUGCUCGUUUCCCUUUGAUACGACAUGGCAGAUGAUAACUGGCCACUCUACAAACGUCAAUCUACUCGAACAAAACGGACGAAAGGGGCUUUAUGGUGACGUAAAGCGCCAUUGGAUAGAGGCAGUUUGAGGUUUAUUUGCACACACAUUUUGUCAGGAUUCUACAGUAACGGUUCAGAACUAUACGCCUAGUUGUUGAAUCGGUACUGGUAUAACACUGGGAAACCCGCAGGUGGAAUGGCAUAUGAAACCCACGACAGAAAGGAGAGAGAAGAAUAUACCAUUUGACAUAUGGUUUGGUAUAGAUGUACAGUCAGACAACCCCCAACCGGC